Drepanopeziza brunnea f. sp. 'multigermtubi' MB_m1 is the source of this 861-nucleotide messenger RNA. RefSeq lists its product as uncharacterized. Gene Ontology annotation, cellular component: endoplasmic reticulum; Dsc E3 ubiquitin ligase complex. The record is from RefSeq and is a predicted model, not a curated record. Gene Ontology annotation, molecular function: protein binding. NCBI's taxonomy places the organism in Eukaryota, Fungi, Ascomycota, Leotiomycetes, Helotiales, Drepanopezizaceae.
AUGGCCUCCCUCGCCCCCUCGGGCGCAGAGCCAACCCCUCUCCUCAUCACAAUUAGAUUCACAACCUCGAUCCCUGACCUUUUGCUCGACAUCCCCUCCCCAGACGAAACAACAGUCGUAGCUCUCAAGCAGCGCCUCCGCUCCCAUCUCGACGCGCCCACCUCGCAGCACCGCCUCCGGCUCAUCCACAGCGGCAAGCUCCUCCAAGACGACGACAUCCUCUCGGACGUCCUCAAGAUUCCCCUGCCGUCCCCUCCACCCACCGAUCCAAAGGGCAAGGGCAAAUCAGUCGAGCCGCCCUCGCCGCGCGUGUACAUCAACUGCUCGAUCGGCGAUGCGUUGACCACGUCGGAAUUGUCCGCCGAGGCGCUGGCUGCCGCCUCCACGAGCGCGACGCCGCGGAAGAGGGGAAAGAGCGAGACGCGGAAUGGAGGAGGGGCUGCGCAAGCGUCAACCACGACCCCUGCGCCGCGAGGCUUCGAGAGACUGCUGUCGGGGGGUUUCUCGCCGGCAGAGGUAAACCAGCUGCGGUUGCAGUUCCGCUCUAUUCAGUCGAAUAUCCACACCCCGGAGACUAUGCCCUCGACGGAUACAUUGCUACGUAUGGAGGACGCUUGGAUAGACGAUAAUGCAGGCGGGAAUGGUGGAGGAGGGGCCGAUACGGGGGGGUUCGAUUUCGGGGAUGGAGAGGGCGCUUUGGAUGACUUGCUGUGGGGCAAUAUCAUGGGGUUCUUAUGGCCGUUGGGGUGUAUGGGCUGGCUUGUGCGGGAGGACGGGGUUUGGUCAGGUAGGAAGAAAGUCGCUGUUGCUACAGGAUUCAUGCUCAGCGUGACGUUUGGCAUGCUGAGGGUUUUAUCGUGA